AAAAAAGAUCUGUCUCUCUUCUCCUCCUUCAAAUUCGGAUGAUUCCACAUUUCGAAGUUGCAGAGAAUAACCGAGAAAGGGGCUUCCUUUCUUCCUCGCCUCUUCCCCUUUCAUGUCUUCUCAAGUUGCUGACUUUCAUCAUGGGUCUCAAACCCUAGAUUUUCUCAUACUUCUUUCACUCCCUUUCCGUUGGAUCUCUCUCUCUUAAUCAGAUUACGUCUUUUGAGCUCUUCAACUUCUUCUCCGUUAGCCAAAUAUGAGCAACAAGAAGGUAUUUGUGUUUGGAUCCUUUACAGAACAUGAAACAAGGUCAUUACUUGAGCAGAAACCCAUUAACGCUCCUCAGAAACCUAAAGAAAAGUCUGCCGGGAGUAUACAAUUUGGCUCCUUUAAUCCUGUUACCGAAAUUUUUCCUGUUAACAGCGCUAAUGGCGAGUUAAAGAAGGGUCAGGCCGAUCGGGCACUUAAAUCUCGACCCUCCAGCUCUCUUAAGGAAGAUACAAGUUUUCAGUCUGCUGAAUCUCAAAAGAGACUCGAUGCUUCUAGACCCUCCAGCUCUGAUAAUAAGAUCAAUGAUAAUGCUGCAACACUCUCUGGGAAACAUUCUUCAGGAGAGAAUGUGGAAGAAAAUGGAAUUAUUAAAGAGGUCUCUGAAAGAAAACCACCUCUCAACAAUGGUGUGGCAGCAGAUCCUAUUGGUUUGGAGAAGCUAUGUGUGUCAGAUGCUGAAAGUGAUUCUUUGUGUAUAGCUUCUAGCUCAAAAUUCCAAGCCCUGGACACCGAUGUUUUCUCAAAUGAUUCUUCAUCUGGCACCACCAUACCAAAAAAGAGUAACCAGAUGGCUCCUACUGAAUCUGUUCCGGCCAUGAAAGAUUUUACACCAAGAGGAUUAAUAAACGCUGGAAACUUGUGCUUUCUCAACGCGACACUUCAGGCUUUACUCUCCUGUUCUCCUUUCGUGCAGCUCCUCCAGGGAAUACAACUCCAAGAUAUUCCAAAGGCUGAUUCUCCAACCUUAGCUGCAUUUUCUGAGUUCAUAUCUGAAUUAGAUGUACCAAGCAGCUCAAGCUUCAGAAAUAAUGUUGCCGUUGUUGAGUCUGGUAGACCUUUCACACCUUCCAUGUUUGAAGGAGUCCUUAGAAACUUUACUCCAGAUGUACUCAACAACAUGUCUGGCCGGCCAAGGCAGGAAGAUGCUCAGGAAUUUUUGAGCUUUAUAAUGGACCAGAUGCACGAUGAGCUGCUGAAACUCAGGAAAGAGUCCCCCAAACUCACUGCUUCGAAGUCAUCUCUUGUUUCUUCUGCCAACGAUGAUGAUGAAUGGGAAACAGUUGGACCCAAAAACAAAUCUGCUGUGACAAGAACUCAAAGCUUCGUUCCUUCCGAGCUCAGUGAUAUAUUCGGUGGGCAGCUAAGAAGCGUAGUGAAGGCAAAAGGGAACAAAGAUUCUGCUACUGUGCAGCCAUAUCUCUUACUUCACCUUGAUAUUCACCCGGAAGCAGUGAGUACAAUAGAAGACGCAUUGCAUUUGUUUUCUGCGCCAGAAGAUCUUGAAGGAUACCGAGCCUCGGUUACUGGGAAGGCAGGUGUAGUGAGUGCUAGAAAGUCGAUAAAGAUACAGAAACUCUCAAAGAUAAUGAUACUGCACCUAAUGCGUUUUAGCUAUGGAACACAAGGGAGUACUAAGCUCCAUAAACCUGUUCACUUUCCCCUCGAGCUCAACCUAGGCCGCUACCUUCUUGUUUCUCCUUCCAACGGGGGUUUAAAGUAUGAACUUGUGGCAACUAUUACCCACCACGGAAGGGAUCCCUCGAAAGGGCACUACACCACAGACGCACGAAGAAAGAACAAUCAAUGGCUUAGGUUUGAUGAUGCAUCUGUGACUGCCAUAGGGACAAAACAGGUUUUGCACGACCAAGCUUAUGUUCUGUUCUACAAACAAGUGUAAGAGAGUCAAAAGAAAAUCUAUUUACAUGGUCGGGGAAAGGAGAGUAACAUUGUUCUCAUUAUAAAAAACUUUGAAGGUGAGCAACAUCUCAAUUAGGUAAAUAGUUUUAGAGUAUCUGGUUUACAUGAAAAUUUUGUUUUGGUUCCUUGAGAUGGGAGUGUUUAAUUAUGAUUCAAACGUUUAUUACUUCAUAGACUUGUAUUCAGAAGUUAUUGAUUUAUGCUACUUACUUAGUUUCUUGUUA
Raphanus sativus (radish) is the source of this 2192-nucleotide messenger RNA. RefSeq names its product ubiquitin carboxyl-terminal hydrolase 24. NCBI's taxonomy places the organism in Eukaryota, Viridiplantae, Streptophyta, Magnoliopsida, Brassicales, Brassicaceae. Gene Ontology annotation, biological process: protein deubiquitination. The coding region runs from base 257 to 1948 and encodes 563 amino acids. Gene Ontology annotation, cellular component: cytosol; nucleus. The record is from RefSeq and is a predicted model, not a curated record. The transcript has 7 exons. Gene Ontology annotation, molecular function: cysteine-type endopeptidase activity; cysteine-type deubiquitinase activity.